Molecule: messenger RNA, 567 nt
Organism: Brettanomyces bruxellensis
Lineage: Eukaryota; Fungi; Ascomycota; Pichiomycetes; Pichiales; Pichiaceae
Exons: 1
Coding region: 1-567 (188 amino acids)
Biological process (GO): ribosomal small subunit biogenesis
Cellular component (GO): 90S preribosome
Source: RefSeq, a predicted model, not a curated record
AUGUCGAAACGAAAAGAGAUAAAGGAAAAGGAGCAGCUUCAGGCGCAGUUUCGGCUUUCAUUGUCGAGAGUCGACUCCAGAAUAGAGAGUUGGUUACAUGAGACCAAAGAUGCAUCAAAAGACAAAGUCCAGGCAGAUCGGGCGGCAAAAGACCGCAAAUUGUUUGAAUCGUUGCCGAUUAUUGGGCCUGGGAAGGGUCUUAGUAUAGCAGAUAGUGCUGGAACGGAGAAGAAUGGGUCUGGAUCCGAGGAUGAGAGCAUGAGAAUCGGAGAUUUUGUCAAAGGUGACGGAAAGAGAAAUAAAGCGAUUCAAAAUAGAAUACGAGGGAUCAAACGGAGACGGGAGGACAGUCCAAGCAUGCGAGCGUUACGUAAUAAGCUGCGUGACACGAAGAGAGAGCAAAUAAAGAGAGGGAUCAGCGAAAGAGACGGUAAAAGUCGAAAAUAUGGAAUUCGCCAAGAAACGGGUGGGAAAGAUGGAAGUGAGAGUAGUAGUGAAAGUGAGGAAGAGAAGGAUGAUAUGGCAUACAGUGCGAAGAAAGUCAACAGAGGAAAACGGCCGUUUUGA